GCCGGCACAGGCGGGGGACAAGCAGCAUCUGGGGGCGCGCGGGUGUCCCACGCCGGGAAAGAGGCGGAGUGCCUCGUUGGCUUCCGUUCCGCUCCUCCUCGCCUGGGCUUUGCAGCGGGAGGCUCCCAUUCUCUCUUUCCCAGAGCGACAGCACCGAGGAGGAGGCGGCUCCGGGGAGCGCCCGCCUCCUUCGCUGCCGAGCGCGGUGCACACGGGGCAUGGAGCCUGCCUGAGCCAGUCCGCGGGCAGCUGCUGCUGCAGCACAACAUGGAGGCGGCAGCGCCGCCGCCGCCGCCGCUGCUUGUGGUCCUGUUCCUGCUCGCCGCCUCGCUACUUCGGUGCAACUUGGGGUCUGUCGCGGCUUCUCCUCUCUUGCUUUUUGCAAACCGUCGAGAUGUCAGACUGGUGGAUGCUGGUGGAGUGAAGAUGGAAGCAACAGUUGUAGUCAGUGGCUUAGAAGAUGCUGCUGCUGUGGACUUCCUUUACUCACAGAAUGUUAUUUACUGGACAGAUGUGAGCGAAGAAGCUAUCAAACAGACUUAUUUUAACCAAAGCGGGAAUCUUGUACAGAGUGUCAUCGUUUCAGGGCUGCUUUCUCCAGAUGGCCUGGCAUGUGACUGGAUUGGGAAAAAAUUGUACUGGACUGACUCAGAAACAAAUAGGAUUGAAGUUGCUAAUCUCAAUGGAACAUCUAGGAAGGUUCUUUUCUGGCAAGAUCUUGACCAGCCAAGAGCAAUUGCCCUGGAUCCCGCUCAUGGAUACAUGUAUUGGACAGAUUGGGGCGAAACACCUAGAAUAGAGCGUGCUGGAAUGGACAGCAGUUUUCGGAAAAUAAUCGUGGAUUCUGACAUUUAUUGGCCCAAUGGACUCACAAUAGAUCUCAGUGAACAAAAGCUUUAUUGGGCAGAUGCAAAGCUUAGCUUCAUUCACAGAGCAAAUCUGGACGGCUCUUUCAGGCAAAAAGUGGUGGAAGGUAGUCUCACUCAUCCAUUUGCCCUGACGUUGGCUGGGGACACUCUCUACUGGACGGAUUGGCAGACGCGUUCCAUUCAUGCCUGCAACAAGAAAGCUGGAGAGAAUAAGAGAGAAAUAAUAAAUUCUCUUUAUUCACCAAUGGACAUCCAAGUUUUGAGCCCUGAAAGACAGCCAUAUUUUCAUACACCCUGUGAGGAAAAUAACGGUGGUUGUUCACAUUUGUGCCUGUUGUCCCCAAAGGAACCCUUUUAUAGUUGUACCUGUCCUACUGGAGUCCAACUACAAGAAGAUGGAAAAACCUGCAAAGCAGGUGCUGAGGAAGUCCUCUUGCUCGCUAGAAGAACAGAUCUACGAAGAAUUUCCCUGGACAUGCCGGACUUCACAGAUGUUAUUUUGCAAAUAGACAAUAUUAGGCAUGCUAUUGCAAUUGACUAUGACCCUGUUGAGGGCUACAUUUAUUGGACAGAUGAUGAUGUCAGAGCUAUUCGCCGGGCAUUUCUUGAUGGAUCUGGAGCCCAGACUCUAGUAACAACAGAGAUAAAUCAUCCUGAUGGCAUUGCAGUAGAUUGGGUGGGUAGGAAUUUGUAUUGGACUGAUACUGGUACAGAUCGGAUUGAAGUUACACGUUUGAAUGGGACCUCAAGAAAGAUCCUUAUUUCAGAAAAUUUAGAUGAACCUAGAGCAAUAGUGCUCAAUCCUGUGAUGGGUUAUAUGUAUUGGACAGACUGGGGCGAAAACCCAAAGAUUGAAUCUGCUUAUCUGGAUGGGUCUGAGAGGAAAGUGCUGGUGAAUACGUCUCUAGGAUGGCCCAAUGGUUUGGCAUUGGAUAUUGAGGAAAACAAACUUUAUUGGGGAGAUGCAAAGACUGACAAAAUUGAGGUAAUAAGCCUUGAUGGAACCAUGAGAAAAACACUCAUAGAAGAUAAACUUCCUCAUAUAUUUGGAUUUACUUUACUUGGUGAAUAUAUCUACUGGACAGAUUGGCAGAGGCGAAGUAUUGAAAGGGUUCAUAAGAAGGGGGCAAGUCGGGACAUUAUCAUCGAUCAGUUGCCGGACUUGAUGGGUCUUAAAGCAACAAGUGUCACCAGAGCAGAGGGGACAAAUCCGUGUGCUGAGAAUAAUGGCGACUGCAGCCACCUGUGCUUCUUCACACCCCAGGAGUGCAGAUGUGCCUGUCCAAUUGGACUGGAGUUACUUAGUGAUAUGAGGACCUGCAUCAUCCCAGAAGCUUUCCUUGUCUUCACCAGCAGGGCAGCUGUUCAUAGGAUUUCUCUUGGAGCCAGCAACAAUGAUGUUGCCAUUCCUCUUACGGGUGUGAAAGAAGCUUCUGCUCUAGAUUUUGAUGUAUCUGACAACAGAAUCUACUGGACAGAUAUUAGCUUAAAGACAAUAAGCCGAGCCUUUAUGAAUGGAAGUGGACUCGAACAUGUGAUUGAGUUUGGGUUAGAUUACCCUGAAGGAAUGGCUGUAGAUUGGAUGGGAAAGAAUCUCUAUUGGGCAGAUACUGGAACCAAUAGGAUCGAAGUGGCCCGGCUGGAUGGGCUAUUCCGGCAAGUUCUGGUGUGGAAAGAUUUGGACAAUCCAAGGUCGUUGGCUCUUGAUCCAUCAAAGGGGUAUAUGUACUGGACAGAGUGGGGAGGAAAACCCAAAAUUGUUCGAGCAUACAUGGAUGGAACAAAUAGCAUCAUGCUGGUGGAUAAGGUGGGACGUGCCAAUGAUCUUACCAUUGAUUACAAGGAUCAAAGACUUUAUUGGACUGAUCUGGACACAAGCAUGAUUGAGUCAUCCAAUAUGCUAGGGCAAGAGAGGGAAAUAAUAGCAGAUGAUCUACCUCAUCCCUUUGGGCUAACUCAGUACAGUGACUUCAUCUACUGGACAGAUUGGAACCUCCACAGUAUAGAAAGAGCUGACAAAACAAAUGGGAGGAAUCGAACAAUUAUUCAGAAUCGUCUGGACUUUGUGAUGGAUAUAUUAGUUUUCCAUUCAUCACGACAGGAUGGUUUCAACGAGUGUGCACAAAAUAAUGGGCACUGCGGGCAGUUGUGCCUGGCCAUACCCAAUGGCUAUAGAUGUGGCUGUGCAUCGCACUACACCUUGGAUCCCAAGACCCGGAACUGCAGUUCACCCAGUAGCUUCUUACUAUUCAGUCAGAGGUCUGCAAUAAGUCGGAUGAUACCAGAUGAUCAGCAGAGUCCAGACAUCAUUCUUCCCAUCCAUGGCCUAAGAAAUGUUAAAGCCAUUGAUUAUGAUCCACAUGAUGCAUUUAUCUACUGGGUAGAUGGACGCCAAAACAUUAUUAAAAGGGCAAAAGAUGACGGCAGUCAGCCUUUCACAGUCAUGAAUAUUCGCAACCAAAGCCAAAAUCCAGAAAAGCAGCCACAUGACCUGAGCAUUGAUAUUUUCAGCCAUACUUUGUACUGGACCUGUGAAGCUACAAAUACAAUCAAUGUCCACAAACUUAAUGGGGAGCAGAUUGGAGUUGUCUUACGGGGAGAUCAUGACAAGCCCAGGGCCAUAGUCGUAAAUGCAGAACGAGGAUACAUGUAUUUCACUAAUAUGCAAGAGCGAGCCCCAAAGAUUGAGCGUGCAGCCUUGGAUGGAACAGAACGAGAAGUGCUCUUCACCACUGGUCUUCUUCGACCUGUUGCACUAGUGAUUGACAAUAAGCUUGGGAAGCUCUUUUGGGUGGAUGCUGAUCUCAAACGGAUUGAAAGUUGUGACUUAUCAGGGGCUAACCGGGUCACAUUACAGGAUUCCAACAUUCUCCAGCCAAUGGGUUUGACUGUUCUGGGAAAUCAUCUCUACUGGAUUGAUCGGCAGCAGCAGAUGAUAGAAAGGGUGGAGAAAACCAAUGGAUACAAGAGGACCAGAAUACAAGGUCGAAUUGCUCACCUAACUGGUAUACAUGCCAUUGAAGAUAUUGAUAUGGAGGAAUUCUCAAACCACCCAUGUUCCCGAGAUAAUGGGAAGUGUUCACACCUCUGUAUAGCAAAAGGAGAUGGAACUCCAAGGUGUUCCUGCCCUGUUCAUUUGGUGCUUCUGCAGGACCUCUUAACGUGUGGAGAGCCACCAACCUGUUCCCCGGAUCAGUUCACAUGUGCAACUGGGGAGAUUGAUUGCAUUCCCAUGGCAUGGCGUUGUGAUGGCUUUUCAGAAUGUGACGAUCAGAGUGAUGAAGAAAACUGUCCCAUCUGCUCAGCAACCCAGUUCCAAUGUGAGAAGGGACAGUGUAUCGACGCACAUUUGAGAUGUAAUGGAGAAGUUGAUUGCCAAGAUAAAUCUGAUGAAUCUUAUUGUGAAACUAUUUGUCUCCAGAAUCACUUUCAGUGUGCCAAUGGCCAGUGUAUUCUCAAAAAACAGCAGUGUGACUCUUUUCCGGACUGCAUUGAUGGUUCUGAUGAACUUUUCUGUGAUAAGACACUUUUUACCGAAAAAAUUAAAUCCUCUAAUGAUUCUGGACCCCACAGUAAUGCUAUUGGGCCUGUGAUUGGAAUUAUUCUUACCCUUUUUGUCAUGGGAGGCAUGUAUUUUGUUUGCCAGCGUGUGGUUUGCCAACGUUACGCUGGGCCUAAUGGACCCUUUCCACAUGAGUAUGUCAGCGGGACCCCUCAUGUCCCCUUAAAUUUCAUUGCUCCAGGGAGUUCUCAGCAUGGGACUUUUACAGGCAUCUCUUGUGGAAAAUCCAUGAUUAGCUCCAUGAGCCUAAUGGGUGGAAGCAGUGGUGCCCCUCUUUAUGACAGAAACCACGUCACUGGAGCUUCCUCUAGUAGUUCAUCCAGUACAAAAGCCACAUUUUAUCCACAGAUUUUGAAUCCACCACCUUCACCAGCUACAGAUCGCUCCCUCUAUAACACAGAAAUGUUUUAUUCUUCAAACAUUCCAUCAACAACAAGGUCUUACAGGCCUUAUCUUAUCAGAGGGAUUGCUCCACCAACUACCCCCUGCAGCACAGAUGUAUGUGACAGUGACUAUACCACAAGCCGGUGGAAAGCCAACAAAUACUACAUCGACUUAAACUCAGACUCAGAUCCUUAUCCACCUCCUCCUACUCCUCGCAGCCAGUAUAUGUCAGCAGAGGAAAGCUGCCCACCAUCUCCAGCUACCGAGAGGAGCUACUUCCACCUCUACCCCCCUCCUCCAUCUCCUUGUACAGACUCUUCAUGAUUUUAACAGAAAGGACUUGUCUUUUUCUGUAAAUAUGUUUUUAAAUAUGAACAAAGAUUUUAAAUAUAUAUUUUAUGAUCUAAAAUGGGGUGGGAACUUAUAAAAAUGUGAAUAAAAAUGAAUGGGCCUGGGCUGUGAAAAUUGUACAGCAAAGUGAUAUUUAUGUUGAUUUUUUUUAAUUUAAUAAUCCAUUCUUUUGUGCCAUAAUUUGCCUUUGCAUUGAAGUUACAACUUUUAAAUUGACCUCCAAAGGAGGUGAGAAGCAGAAAAUAAUAUGCUUGGAACAUUUUGAAAUCAUCUUUUGGUUCAAUAAAGGGGAAUGUGCCAAGUUAUUUUAAAUAAUAUAAAAGGCAAGAAGAAGUAUGUAUGAAUGAAUGAAUGAUGAUGUUAUUUGAAAUACACACAAGGGAAAUUUUUGUGUGUCUGUGUAUGUAUGUAUAUGUGUGUGUGUCUGUAUGUAUGGAUUAAUACUUGAUCCUAGGUACUUAACCACAAAAAUGGGCUUCCUAUCUUUCUUUCGUUUUAUUCCAUCAUUCACUUUCCAAAAGAGUUAGUGCAUAAAAAAAGUGAACUUCUAGAAUAGAUUUUAGAUUUAUUACAUUAUUCAUCAUGAACUACUUCUUCCCAAAUUAAAAUAAGCAUUCAGUCCUAUUGGACGCAUCACACUUCUAUUACGAGUCUGUCAAAUUCAAGGCACUGCUUCAUGUUUUAUCUUCUCGAAAGGCCCCCAAUACAGAUCAGGAUAUUUGGAGGUGAGAGGAGGGAGGAAAGGAGGUAGUGGUCAUGACAGAAAUAGAAAUGAAAAGUAGAAAAAAAGAAUGAAUCAAUUUUCUGAAAGAUUAAAAUAGUUUAGAAAAAUGUAAUCUCUCAAAGUCUCUUUUUCUCUCACAUCCGGUGAAAAUUUCUUUUUAAAAAAAUCUAUCAAAAUUAAAACACGUUUCAUCAAUUAAAAACAGUUUAUAAAGAUUUCACUGAAUAGCAAAACUAUUCAUCCAAAUUGGAUAUUUCUUGAAUAGGUGUCUACAGAGGCCCCUGGUUGUACAGAAAAAAGCAACCUUUUCUCAUUUUAAAACAUAACAUACACUGCCACCAUAUUCUCCACUGGGUAAAAAUCCAAAUUUUACCCUCUCUAACCUUCUAUAUAUAAUAUGAGAGAGAGAGGGAGGGAGGGAGAGAGGACAAAGGAGUAAGGAUCCUAAUAAUCAGAGAUAGAAUUCAGUAAAAGAUCAUUAAAUCCAGAAAGAAAGGUGCUUUUCAUCAUAGGUCAGGAAGAAAAUGAGCAAAGCACGUCUCGCAUUACUGACUGUGCUUGUGCUUUGGUUUGAUUACCUCACACAGAAUGUUUGAAAGCUUGUAGAAUUAGGAGACUGUGAUGUGAACAAAUAAUGAAAUAUGAUUGGAAAAAGAGGGAAAAGCCAAAAUUACAGUAUGUUUUCACAGCUGCAUAACAGCAGGUGCAGCUGGCUUUUGACAGCCAAAUCAUUGACAAAGAUGAAAAUUGUUGCUUUACAUUUAUAGCUGGGUUUUAGCAAGCAUUUCUGGCCAAGUGUGAGGUGAGACUUCUCCAACCCCUGGCCACUUUUUCCAAGCUUAUUAAUAAGGUAGAGGUUGAUCUCUCUGUUAUUUCUGAAUAUGUUCUCAUCAGUCUAUUCCUAAUUGUUUGGAUAUGGUGGUUUAAUUCUGAGGACCUGCAACUGGGAUCUCUGAGUACAGGAGAAUUCUGAUCUCUCAAGAAACUUGUAUUUUGCAGUCAUGCCAUUUUACUUUUCUUUCCAAAUUUAAUAUGUGAGAUAAAAAAUUAGAAUUAAUUAUUUGUAUGCAAAAAUAUCCUUACCUGAAUACUUUGGGGAGGUCGAAGGUAUUUGGGUGUAUUGCCUUCGUGUCUAGCACAAAAAUAGUCCAUAACAAUGCAUCUAGAGUGCUCAGCUCAAAAAUCAUAACAUUCCAUACUAAUUUUAAAUCAUAGUAACAUUUUAAAAUGUUACUAUGAUUUAAAAUUAAAUUAAAUAGUAAUUAAAUAGUACACAUAGUACUAUUUUAAAAAAGCAAUCCUUAGUAACUCAAAUUGGGUGGGAAGGUAAUAAAGCUAGCUUCUUCUAAUUCUAGGAUUCCAUUUCUAGCUUUGUUACAGAUAAAGUUUGUACGUGUGUGUGUGUGUGCUCACACAUACACAUACAUAGUUGUCAAGAGAUUUGCAUCCACUAAUUUGUUUUAUAAUUGCUUUUAACCUUUUGUCUAGCAUUUAUAAAAAGAUACCCUUUAAUUCUUAACAUUGCAUGCUUUGAUUUACCAUUGCCAGGUUUCUGUUGUCUAAAAUACACUGCACAUUAAAAUUUGAAUGAAUAGUUUAUUUUUUAAAAGAACAAUAAACAACCAUUGGUAAUAUUAAUCUGCUUGCUGAAAAUAUUGUACUGUAUUCAGUGGUGAAUUGGAUACUUUAAGCAGUGAUAUAACUAAUGCUACCAAUGUGAGCAGAGUACUAUAAUACUUACGGCUAUAAUACUGAAUAUUUUUAUUUUGCUUGCUAUUGUAAAUCUGUGUUAAUCAGGAAAAUUAAAUAUUCUGCUUUCUUGAUUAUCAUGUUAAUUGGGAAACAUCCCACUAAAUUAAAAUAAAUUAUUAGAUCUGCCCAGCUGGAGUUGUUGUAGAAUUGAGUGAAAUCAGAAAUAUCUUACCAAGAAAUAAUUAUCACAUUUUCAUUACUUUAAAUUAUUUCUCUCUCUCCAAUCCAGGAUUUUAGCUAAAAUAUCUGAUAUCAGAAGUACUCUGGGCUAUGAUAUUAUCCAUUUCUUUUUUGACAUAGGUCUCAAUGAAUUACAUAAAAAAUUACACUGUGAGCUUGGUUGUUUGCUUGUAGACAAUUCAUUACCAAGGAGAAAACUACAUUCCCACCAACACUGGCAGGGCAAGCUACUGUACAUAUACAGAGAGCACAUUUAAACUAGCACUGAUAAUAUUAUCUAGUCUGGUAAUGAAACAUCUGCAAGUAAACAACCAUGCUUAGAGAGCACAAAGGACUUCACAGUUCAGUUUUCUUCUGUUGGAAAAAAGAUACAGUUUACCAAAUCAUGAAUCAGUGUGGAGAUUAAUUCUAAUUUUUUACAAGCUAUUUUGAAAUGAUACCACGUAAACUGUUGAUUGUAAUUUUGGCUUUCAAGAGACAUCCUAGUCUGGCAUCAUGUUACCAAAGAGUUACGAAUGAUAUCAAACUGGGAGGGGGGCCUAAAUGCUUUGGAUCUUAUUUUUUUAAGCCAUAGUUUGCUUAACUAUGAUUGAAUAAACUACAGUUGCUUGGUUUAAGCUAGGUCCAAACCAAAUCACAUUAUGACUUAGCCCCAUGAAUAUGAACCCUAUCUUUAUAUUCUAAAUACAAUACAUGUGAAUAUAUGUAAAUGUAAUUGAUUGGCUUUAUUAAAAUUUAAGGAGCAAGUAACUCUUGUUCAGGUCUAACCAUAGUGCAGUGUCAAAGGUUAACUUCCUUAUAUUGACUUACCAUUGGUUAGUGGCUGUGUGUGGCAUCUCACUACCCUAGGGAAAUUGAUUUGAAUGUUUUAGCUCUUCAAAAGUGUGUUAAUGUUGGUGAAAUCUUAACUAGCAUAUCUCUUCCAGCCAGACUGGGUUUUACUGGAUACCUAAUCCCUGUAGCUGAUGUUUGUUUGGGUCCACUUAGAUCCAUCUUCAUGAACAUUAGUUUUUAAAAUCCAUAAGUCACUGAAAGUAACUAUUGAUCUGGACCUGAGAUUGAGCUUGCUCUUAGCAAUUAACACGUUAAGACAAAUAAGGCUUUUUGAAAGGAAAUGCUGGUCUUAAUAUACAACAUAUCAAAAGUCUUUGUUUGAAAAGUAUUUAAGCACCUUUAGAUAUGGAGCUCAGUUCCCUGGAAGUUUCCUUUGCCAAUUUUAUGUGUGGAUGUAGGUGGCUGGGGUAUUGGAUGGAAAGCAGAGUGUGGUGUCAAAUUUAAUUUGUAAAAUAAUAUUUGUUGAAAAUAUUUUGUAAAUAAUGUAAUUGAGCUAUUUGCAAUUAGGCGAAAAACAAUUGAUUUUAUUAAAUAAUGAAUAAGAACUAUUGGGCCUGGAUUAAAAUGGAGCAAAAUUAGGCUUGCCAAGUUACAAACUUGUGAAUCCUCCUUUAUUUUUGAGCCUGUUGAGCUCAACUAGAGGAAAAGUCAGCUAACAGUUUUUCCAAUUUCUUUUUUCUCCUCAGGGCCUAUUAUAUAUCUACUUUUUGUGUUGUGGGACACAACACAAUAUUUCACUGCUCACAUUAAAUCAUUUAUCUUUUAAUAAACCAUAGGUGGCUGAUUUUACAGAACAUUAAGCUAUAAACUAUUAUUUAACAAAUCACAAUGGUUCGCCCACUGCAGUAAACCAAACCUAAUCAUCUCAUGGGCUAUUGCAAUAUGUGAACUUUCCCAUAGGAUCUUCUUGGUCAUUGCACUAAGAAUGAGGGAAGCAGACUAACCAAUUAUGGAAAAGUGGAGAGGGGCGGAAGAACAGGAGAAGCAGUAACUGGCUCAUCCCAGUUUGGUGGGAACAUGAAAGGGGGGAAUCAUUGGAUGCAACCUGGCAACUUACAUUUUUAAGUGGGUUGUGUUUUACUGUUAUAUAUACAUAACUCGGAGGGCAUUCUAAUUAGAAAUGAAACCCAGGCUGCUUUCUGUAUUGUAUCUAAAUAUUUUGCAGUUGCUGCUAAUGUAAUGUAAAUGUACAUGAAAAUAUGCAGAUAUUGCCAAGAAUUGUUACAAUAGACUCAUGCUGAUCUGUUUUAUAUUUAUAUUGUAAAGUGUAUUCUGCAAACCUCCUAAAUAUUUUAGCUUUAUAUUCAUAUACCGUUUUGUAGACACAGUUUGUCACACAGAGAAAAAGUGCCUUUGGUCUUUUUAAACAGCCUAGCAUAUUGACUUGGGCAGAUGAUAACAAAGCCUUAAAAACGAAGCAACCUUUUAUUCAUUUGCUCCAUUUGUUAGCUUCUCAUCAAGCAUGGUGUUGCAAAUACUUAUUGUGUUCAACUCAUUCCAAGUUAAGGCAUUCACAGGAUGGUGGGACUAAGCUUGUUUGUAUAUGUUAAUGCAAUGUCACUAAUUAUGUGAUUUUACAGAGAGUUGUGCUUGGUUGUUUUUUUUUAAGAAAAUAUUUCAGAGAAAUCUGGGAGAAUUUUUUACCCAGAAAUUACAAAAUUGGGAGCUUUUAAGACACCCAAUGUGCUCCUUUUCAUUUCACUGUUUAUAUUUUAUGGAUGCUAAAUAUGCUAUUGGUAUAAUUUUUUGUAAAAUUAUGUAACAAAAUCUCUGUUAUUAAAUUAGUUUAAUGUACUUUC
Messenger RNA from Ahaetulla prasina, 10455 nucleotides. It is a transcript of the gene LRP5, whose product is annotated as LDL receptor related protein 5. Bases 268 to 5139 code for a protein of 1623 amino acids. The transcript is spliced from 23 exons. Gene Ontology annotation, biological process: canonical Wnt signaling pathway. The record is from RefSeq and is a predicted model, not a curated record. Gene Ontology annotation, molecular function: Wnt-protein binding; Wnt receptor activity. NCBI's taxonomy places the organism in Eukaryota, Metazoa, Chordata, Lepidosauria, Squamata, Colubridae.